Messenger RNA from Vicugna pacos (alpaca), 1560 nucleotides. Lineage: Eukaryota; Metazoa; Chordata; Mammalia; Artiodactyla; Camelidae. The record is from RefSeq and is a predicted model, not a curated record.
AUGGGACGUGUGGCUGUCACUGCGCGCAGCCUGUCCCUGGCCACCUGCGGCCGCUGGGACUGGUCCAGGCAUGAAGCAGCUCCUACUUCCCAGGGCUGCAGACCACCCACGGCCGCCUACGGGUCCAGCCCCGAACCUUCUUCCAGGGGCAAGCAUGUGCAGGGCUGCAGUGGGACCAGUCCCACGGUGAGCGGCACCAGAGCAGCUCCGGCUGUCCCCGCAUGCGGCAGGGCCUCCGUGUCACUCACAGAACACACCUCAUACAGGAUUGAGUUUGGGGGCCGGAGACCCUGCCCUAGGCCUGGAGAUGCCACCCAGCCUGCCAACAGAACUGUCCUGUCCUCACAGGUCACCUCUGAACCCCCGGCCUCCAUAAGGAAAGCAGAUGACACCCCCUCCCAGCACCCCACGUCCUCUGAGAAGGACAAGCCGUCUGGCUGGCUGCGGACUCUGGCCGGCUCCUCCAGCAAGAGCCUGGGCUGCGUCCACCCCCGCCAGCGCCUCUCCGCCUUCCGACCCUGGUCCCCUGCGGUCUCUGCGAGUGACAAAGAGCUCUCCCCGCACCUCCCGGCCCUGAUUCGAGACAGCUUUUACUCCUACAAGAGCUUUGAGACGGGUGUGGCCCCCAACGUGGCCCUGGCACCACCGGCCCAGCACAAGGUGGUAAGCAGCCCGCCAUGCGCCUCCGUUGUCUCCCGGGCCCCUGAGCCUCUUGCCACCUGCAUCCAGCCUCGGAAGCGGAAGCUGACCAUGGACACCCCGGGAGCCCCAGGGACGCCAGCCCCCGUGGCCGUCCCGGAGGAUGACAAGGACUCGGAGGCUGAAGUGGAAGUGGAGAGCAGGGAGGAGUUCACCUCCUCCCUGUCCUCGCUCUCUUCUCCGUCCUUUACCUCAUCCAGCUCUGCCAAGGACCUGAGCUCCCCGGGCGUGCACGCCCCACCCGCGGCCCCCGCCGCCCCCGAUGCCACGGCCCCUGCUGACGCCCCAAGCAGCGGGCUGGAGGCAGAGCUGGAGCAUCUGCGGCAGGCCCUGGAGGGCGGCCUGGACACCAAGGAAGCCAAAGAGAAGUUCCUGCAUGAGGUGGUGAAGAUGCGGGUGAAGCAGGAGGAGAAGCUGAGCGCCGCGCUGCAGGCCAAGCGCAGCCUCCACCAGGAGCUGGAGUUCCUGCGUGUGGCCAAGAAGGAGAAGCUGCGGGAGGCCACAGAGGCGAAGCGCAGCCUGAGGAAGGAGAUCGAGCGCCUGCGGGCAGAGAACGAGAAGAAGAUGAAGGAGGCCAGCGAGGCGCGGGUCCGGCUGAAGCGGGAGCUGGAGCAGGCGCGGCAGGCUCGGGUGUGCGACAAGGGCUGCGAGGCCGGCCGCCUGCGGGCCAAGUACUCGGCCCAGGCGGCCAGACUGUCCGUGCUACUGGGCCGCGCGGUCCCUCUGCCUGGCCGCUGCCUGGCACCGUCCAUCCGAGGGCUGCCCCUCACCACUGUCUCCUGGGGUCUCCAGGGUGGACAGCCGUCUACCGCGGCCAGCCGGCGGUCCAGGGGCACCCCUGUUGGCAUGGACGUGGGCUGA